UAGGCGGGGCGAGAUUCCCUAACUCACACAAGAGGGCACAGGAGAGAAAGAGAAGGGAACGAAAGAAGAUCGAGUUGCGGUGGCCACUCACUACUAAGAACCACCAAAUUCCAUUAACCACUACCACUGCUCACUGUGCACCACGCCGUUAUAGAGAGCGAGAGAGAAGAUGGGAACACUGGGCAGAGCUUUUUACACCGUUGGAUUCUGGAUCCGCGAGACUGGCCAAGCCCUUGAUCGCCUUGGCUCCCGCCUCCAGGGCAAUUACUUCUUCCAGGAACAACUGUCAAGGCAUCGACCUCUGAUGAAUGUCUUCGACAAGGCUCCUGUGGUCCACCGGGAUGCUUUUGUGGCACCUAGUGCCUCCAUCACCGGCGAUGUUCACGUUGGCCAUGGUUCUUCCAUUUGGUAUGGAUGUGUUCUUAGAGGUGAUGUUAACAACAUUAGUAUUGGAUCUGGAACUAAUAUACAAGACAAUACUCUUGUUCAUGUUGCCAAGUCUAAUUUGAGUGGAAAGGUUUUGCCAACUAUCAUUGGAGAUAAUGUCACUGUCGGACAUAGUGCUGUGUUACAAGGAUGCACUGUUGAGGAUGAGGCAUUUAUUGGCAUGGGCGCAACCUUGCUUGAUGGUGUAUAUAUUGAGAAGCACGCCAUGGUUGCUGCUGGAGCUCUUGUCAGGCAGAACACAAGGAUUCCCUAUGGAGAGGUUUGGGGAGGUAAUCCAGCAAGGUUUCUGAGGAAGCUCACUGAAGACGAAAUGGCCUUCUUCUCACAAUCUGCCUUAAAUUAUUCCAAUUUAGCUCGGGCUCAUGCAGCUGAGAAUGAGAAAGAACUUGAUGCAACUGAAUUUGAGAAACUUGUUCGAAAGAAGUUUGCUCGUGGUGACGGGGAACAUGAUUCAGUGCCUAACCUUUCAGAUGAUGUUUUGCUAGACAAAUCAUCGAAGGCUUCUUAGAGUUUUCUUUUCUUUUUCUUUUUUAAUCUAAGUGAGCAUAUUUUAUCUGCGAUUUUCUGGAGAAUGGCCGCAUUUGUUUCCAAUAAGUUUGUGGGCUCUUACUGAUAUCUCAAAUAUUCAAAAAAGAACAUGCUGCAUCUUGGCGUAUAGCUAUACUGUGUGGCCAAUUCGAGCUUUACUUUCUGUUUCUUGGUGAGAAAAAGAGUGGAACUAUUUGGUAAUGUUUCAGUCAUCCAGAGACAUAUAUCUACAAUUCUAUAACGUUGUAGUUGGACAUGUAUUCUAGAAUAAUAAAGGAUAUCAGUUCAGAUAAGCCAGUUGAAUCUGUAUUUUCAUGGAUAAUAAUUUAUGUUCUCUUCAUCA
Arachis duranensis is the source of this 1318-nucleotide messenger RNA. RefSeq names its product gamma carbonic anhydrase 1, mitochondrial. The transcript is spliced from 5 exons. The record is from RefSeq and is a predicted model, not a curated record. NCBI's taxonomy places the organism in Eukaryota, Viridiplantae, Streptophyta, Magnoliopsida, Fabales, Fabaceae. Bases 170 to 955 code for a protein of 261 amino acids.